Molecule: messenger RNA, 1723 nt
Organism: Megalops cyprinoides (Indo-Pacific tarpon)
Lineage: Eukaryota; Metazoa; Chordata; Actinopteri; Elopiformes; Megalopidae
Gene: pdlim1
Product: PDZ and LIM domain 1 (elfin)
Exons: 7
Coding region: 207-1178 (323 amino acids)
Biological process (GO): muscle structure development; heart development; actin cytoskeleton organization
Cellular component (GO): adherens junction; stress fiber; Z disc
Molecular function (GO): muscle alpha-actinin binding; actin binding
Source: RefSeq, a predicted model, not a curated record
UUCAGACGGGAGUUGGUUAAACGCGUAUGUUAAAACUGGGACCGCCCUUGUAUAACUCCACGACAGGGCACCUCCCCGACUGCUAGUUUUGUAUUCCUCGGAGCACUUUCCGGUCUCUAGCGCUCCAAACUUUUUGCAAUACCUUUAAGUUCUGUAUGCUUUUUGUCCCAGAUUCCCGUACUCCAGGUUUUCGCUGAACUGAUAAAAUGCCUCUACGAGUUGUCAUGCAAGGUCCCGGACCAUGGGGGUUCCGUCUGGUUGGUGGGAAGGACUUCGAACAACCUUUAACUAUCUCACGGGUAACUCCUGGCAGUAAAGCCGCCCAGGCCGACCUGUGCAUUGGGGACAUGAUCCUGGCCAUUGAUGGACAGCCCACAGAGAACAUGACCCAUCUGGAGGCACAAAACAAGAUCAAGGGCUGCCUAGAAGAAAUGGUUUUGUCCAUUGACAGGUCUGAAUCUAAAAUGUGGUCCCCACUGACAUCAGAGGAGGGAAAGACGCAUCCCUACAAGAUGAACUUGGCUUCCCAGCCUCAGGAGGUGAAACCCAUUGGCUCUGCUCACAACCGGAGCGCUCUACCAUUUGCCUCCUCCGGCUCCAGUCCUACAGUGGUCACAAAUCGGUACAACAACCCAUCUGGCCUGUACUCUUCCGAGAAUAUCAAGAGUUUUAACAGCGCUGUGGAUGAUGUCAAGGCUAGCGCUGCCCCCACUGAGCCCAGCAAAAACCCAGAGCCCUCCAAAUCCAACCCUGCAAGGCCUGCUGUAGCUGCUGACUCUGAGGUUUUAAAAAUGCUGCAGGAGAAUCAGGAGUCAGAUGAGCCGCCGCGACAGUCUGCUUCAUUCAAAGUGCUGCAGGAGAUCCUGGAGUCAGGAGACUCAGACAAGCCCUCUGGAUUCAGGAGCGUCAAAGCGCCAACUACAAAAAUCGGCUCCUCUGUUGGUAAUGCUGAGAAAUUACCUGUAUGUGACAAAUGUGGAUCAGGAAUUGUGGGUAUGUUGGUGAAGCUGAGGGACAAGUUCCGCCACCCUGAGUGUUACGUCUGCUCAGACUGUGACAUUAACUUGAAGCAGAAGGGACACUUUUUUGUGGAGGAUAAGAUCUACUGCGAGAAACACGCCAGGGAACGGGUGACUCCACCUGAAGGCUACGACGUCGUCACUGUCUUCCCAAAAUAGACCGGACACGUCUAUGCUUCGCAGUGACAUCAGGAAAGUUCUUCCACAAACUACACAUUUCUCCAAGGCUCAAGAAAAGCUUACUUUGAUCAGAAGUGAUCAAAGGGCUGUUAUACUCUUGCAUAUUUUUCUUUUUUUUCCACAAAUGAACCCUGUGGUUUCAAAAACAUGUUAGGAUGGCCCAUUGCAAAAACAAUGCUUAAUUUAUAAGUUGUUAGAGCACAUAGAAGAUGUCAUUUGACACUUGUAGCUUCAGUGAGUUUUACCAUUAGUUGAAAUCGAGAUGGUAAUUUGGACUUGUUCUUUAAGAGCUUUAUUGAGAGGGAGACUUUGAAUAGGAGAAUUUAUGCUUUAAGAACAAGGUUAACCUCUUAUGUGUCAUAAUGCAGUAUACAAAUUCUGUGCUUACUACUGCCAGCUUUGGCACAGCUAUCUAUUUUUAUACAGAACAACAUUGUAUCUCAUUUCAAAACUGUAAAACUCCAUACUGUAAAAAUGCCACUAAAUAAAUCUCUUUUAAUUUCAAAGUUGUUUUUUUCUUUCCU